This is a messenger RNA of Aspergillus fijiensis CBS 313.89, 955 nucleotides long. RefSeq lists its product as uncharacterized. The coding region runs from base 64 to 834 and encodes 256 amino acids. The transcript has 2 exons. Lineage: Eukaryota; Fungi; Ascomycota; Eurotiomycetes; Eurotiales; Aspergillaceae. The record is from RefSeq and is a predicted model, not a curated record.
CCAAGCUCUCUCUCUCCACAGAAACGCAUAAAAGGCACGAUCCGGCCCUCUCUCGAGCACAGAAUGUCCGACAACCAGCCAGCCGGCAGCAGCGAGGACGGACUCGGUUUCAGAAUCGAAGGCUUCGGCGUUGUGAUUCUUCCUUUCUCUCUUCUCGAGCAUCUCUUACAUCUGACUCGUCUCGAGAUCGAAGCCCAGAACCGAUCCGACCACACCGUGAUUCACUCGGCGUUGUUGGGCUCCUCGGAGUUCCAUGACCUGGUCGAAGAUGGCACCAUCCCCGUGCACCCGCUGGAUCUCAUUUCUCUGUCUGAUGAUGAUGGUCAUGGGGUUGACGCUGACAACAAUGACAACGGCGGCGGCCAUAUCCCCGAUGAGGAGGUGGAAGAAGUGGGGGUAGACGACUGGGAUGAGAUGGAGGACGUGGAGGAGGUAGAGGAGGAGGAGGAGGAGGAGGAAGGUGAAGAAGAAGACGAAGUGAUGGAUGUGGCACGAGAUGAGCUGACCUGCGCCAAUGAGAUACCCACCUAUGCCAGUGUCAGCGGGCUUUGCAGUCGAACUGUCCCUACGUCCGUGAAUUUGCCUCCUGCAGCCCGCCGAGGAAGUCCUAACUGCCGGCUGUACAGCUAUGGGAACGCCGUCUUCGUCAUCUGCAACACCAGUACUUGUCAUUCUCGGCGGUUCACCGCUCAACGGCAGACUUGCAAUCGAAUCUACAACAAUUGCCGGCGGAGAUCCAAGGGUGGCUAUGUGAAGUAUAGUGGGAACGCGGGAUUUUCGUCUUUGUAUCGCGCUGGCACUACACGGCGGCCUCCGGCGUAUGCAGUGUGCUAGGCUUGCUCACUGCGAGGUCACGGUGCAGUUAUCUGAGCUACUAUAUGCAAUGCCGCUGUUGUUGUUGCUGUGUGACAGCUUCCUCACUUCUGAUCCUUUUACCUUCUUCUUACCCUUCUCU